UUAUUAUAUAAUAUAAUAGAAUGAAUGAACGGAAAAAAAUUUUUUGGUUUGCAAUUAUUAGUAGGAUAAUAGUUUUAAAUUUACAAUUUAUUUUUAAUUUUUUAUUUCCUGAUCAUAAUGCAGAUGCAUUUAAAAGUCCUAUUGAUAAUUCUGAACAAAUUUCAUCAUAUGACAAUAUAAUUAUAUUUUUAUUUAAUGGACUUACACGAUGGGAUGGUCAAUAUUUUUUGCAUAUUGCAAAAUAUGGUUAUACAUAUGAAAACACUUUGGCUUUUUAUCCAUUGUAUCCUAUGUUAAUUCGAAUUACUUCUGUUUCCAUAAGAAAAAUAUUUUUUAAAUUAAAUGUUCAUAGUUCUAUCCUUAUUGCAGCUGUAUUAAUUAAUAUUAUAUGUUUUGUAAAGUCUGCUGUUAUAUUUUAUGAUCUUAGUAAAAUAAUAUUAAAGACAACAAAUGUAGCUUAUAUAGCAGCAAUAUUAUAUUGUAUAAAUCCAGCUACUAUAUUUUUUUCAGCUGUUUAUUCAGAAUCUUUAUUUGCAUAUUUAACAUUUUCCAGUAUGUUAAGAUCCAUUAAAUUAGAUCCAUAUGUAUCAAUUCCAAUAGGUUUGUCCAUUCUUACAAGAUCAAAUGGUAUGGUUAAUGUUGGCUUUCCUAUAUAUUAUCAAUUGAAAAAAUUAUUUUAUAAUUAUACGAUAAAAGAUACAAAUUUUUCAUUUAAAAUAUUUUAUCAAUUUAUUUUUAAAAUAAUUAUUUUAAAAAAUUUUUGCUUAAUAUUUAAUACAAUUAUUAUAUCAAUAAUUCCAUUUAUUUUGUUACAAAUAUAUAAUUAUGUUAUGUUUUGUAUUCCUAAUCAAAUAUUUAUUCCUGAACAUAUUGUUAAUUUCAGUAUAAUAAAUAAUUUAGUAUUACCUGGUAAUAAUAAUGAAUGGUGUUACUUUAAAGUUCCACUUGCAUAUUCUUAUGUACAAAAAAAAUAUUGGAAUAUAGGAUUUUUGAAUUAUUAUGAGAUAAAACAAAUACCAAAUUUUAUUUUAGCAUUUCCAAUAUUGUAUAUCAUGAUUAAAUGUAUAAAAGAAUUUUUUUUUGAACACAAAAAGUAUUUUUAUACAUUAGGAUUUAUUAAAAAUAUUGAAUAUAAUAUAAAAAUUGAAAAAAAACAAUAUCCGAUUAAAAUGUUAGUAUUUAUUAUUCAUGGUUUAUUUCUAACAAUUUUUUGUAUUCUAUUUGUACAUAUUCAAGUAAGUACCCGUUUAAUAAGCUCAGCAAGUCCAUUAAUAUAUUGGUAUUGUGCUUUAUCAAUAUAUAAUACAUUUGAUGAUAAUGAUGAUAAUAAUAUAUAUAAUAAUAAAGAAAAUAAAUUUUCUAAAUGGAAUAUAUUUCUUUUAUUAAAAAAGAAAUAUACUUUAAGAGAAAAACUUAUAUUUUCUUAUUUCUUAGGAUAUACAAUUUUAGGAUGUUUCAUGUUUUCAAAUUUUUUACCAUGGACAUAA
Molecule: messenger RNA, 1487 nt
Organism: Apis laboriosa (Himalayan honeybee)
Lineage: Eukaryota; Metazoa; Arthropoda; Insecta; Hymenoptera; Apidae
Gene: PIG-V
Product: GPI mannosyltransferase 2
Exons: 1
Coding region: 21-1487 (488 amino acids)
Biological process (GO): GPI anchor biosynthetic process
Cellular component (GO): endoplasmic reticulum membrane; mannosyltransferase complex
Molecular function (GO): alpha-1,6-mannosyltransferase activity; GPI mannosyltransferase activity
Source: RefSeq, a predicted model, not a curated record